Cladocopium goreaui is the source of this 984-nucleotide messenger RNA. NCBI's taxonomy places the organism in Eukaryota, Dinophyceae, Suessiales, Symbiodiniaceae. The record is from the annotation of a GenBank genome assembly.
ACGACCAAGUCAGGCAAGACUUCUGAAACUAUGAUUUCUUAAUGCAUUUGGUCUUAAAGUCUUGGCGUUUCUCCGAACAGCGAGAGCAGGGCAACCAAAUCAUGCAGCCAGGUCUUUCGAAGGAACUCAGAAAUGAGCUUGUCAGCUUUAUGGAGGCACAGGGGCGCAGAGGGACGCUUGGCAGACGUUCCAUGAUGCAGGUGCCAGCUCGGUCCGUGUCAGAAGGAAACAUCUGGACCAUCCGAACCAGUUCCAGACAAUAUCACCGCGCGCGUUGCCAAAUCGGUGGCGUCCUAGUGCGCUCUGGGAGCGUCCAGCGGCGGGAGGAGGCAUUGAGCCUCCUUAGUCGACUGCGACAGAGCAUGAGCGCAAGUGGCAACCUGGAACAAAGGCUGGUUGCUGCCGCAGAAGCUUUUGGCUCUGCCAGCUUCGUCGUGACCCUCGACGCUCGUCGCUGGUUGGGUCGCGCCUUAGAAUCGCCCACCUUCCGCAGCCUGCACGAGACGCUGCGCUGGAGGCGCGAGGCUGAAGCAGCAGAGGCUGCGGGGUGGCAGAGCAUCCGAGCGCUGUGGAUGGACUGGCAGCGUUUGGCGCGGCCUUUGCAGUUUCAGCACCGCCGUCGCAGUGCGGAGGAAGUCCAGCGGCUCGCCCGGUUGGGAGAUGUGGCGGAUCGCAGCCGACGUCUUCGGAAGGCGACCAGCGCUUCGCUGCGUGAAGCACGGCUACAGCGGUCCUAUGGCUACGCGAAGCGCCGCGCGCAGCGGCUGCUACUGCGGGUCAUGGAACCCAGGCGUCACCACAAGCGAAAGGCGCCAGAGGCAAGUUCUGAGCGUAGGCAGAGGCAGCGGAGCUCGAACCUGGAGCCCAUCAGUUGGGGAAUCGCAGUGCACCGAUGUCACUAGGCUCCAGGCCCUCGAGGCUGAGCUCGCCCCAAUGGUUGACCCAUGGAGUGUCCCGGUUGGGGUGAUGUUUUUGUGAUGUCCU